AUGGCCAGCGAUGCACGUAAAGUGCGCAAAGUGACACGCGCUUGCGAUGCUUGCAAAGCGAAGAAAAAGGCGUGUACAGGCACGCUCCCCUGUGGCCCUUGCGCGCAGCGGCGGAUGCCAUGCACCUACAAUGCGGCUUACAACAGAGGCGUUGCCGUGAGCCCACUUUCCUCCGGCCAUCAAAUAAAGAGGCCAAGCUCGGCAAGCUCCAAUGCAGAUAUCAACCAACCCCAGACCAUUGGCAGAUCUCGAUAUCAGCACUAUGCAAUAGAGUCCCCUUCGGAGAGUUGGGUUCAACCACCAAGCGCUCACAUAUCUCCAGCCCCUGCCUUCGCGCGCACUGCAUCAGGGACCCCUGCCGACCCGCCAAAUGAAUCAGAAUCGUCAAAUAUCGCUCCUCAAUAUUGGGGGCCAACCUCGGCGCAUUCGUUUCUUGGCCGCGUGGUUCAAGACCUGCCCUCAACACCAUCAAAAACAUUGGCCCAGCAACGGGAGCGAGGCACGUCAUCCAGUGUCUCGAUCUUCUCUUUUGGGGACCGGGUCACUCCCAAUGGCUUAGCCGAAUUUGAAUGGCCUGGUCGGAGAACCGCGGACAUCUUGGUCCGACGAUAUUUUGACUUCGCAUCCCCGACCUAUCGAGUUCUUCAUCAGCCAACAGUCGAACUACUGGUUCAUGACCUAUUUCGAGGCGGUAACGUUGCAAGAGAAACCUCGCUCCCCACUGCAACUCGGGCGACUCUGCUCCUGAUAUUCAGUAUUGCGACAAUGUUUCAGCCAGACUCGGAAGGGCAUAUCACAGAUGCUGACACGUCUGGUUGGCAAACAAGUGAGACGUAUUACACACAGGCAGAUGCUCUUCUGUCACAUGAAACGGGCGCACCAAGUCUGGCCUCGGUACAAGCGCGCUUUCUGAUGGUCCUCUAUCUUCUAAGCUCGUCGCGGGCUCACAAAGCGUGGUUUACAUUUGGUACGACAGUUCAGCUGAUGAUGGCCUUGGGAUAUCAUAGUAAGCGGCCACGGCUGGGAACUGAUGAGGAGGAUUUGAUACAGAAGGAAUGUCAACGUCGCGUCCUCUGGUGCUCAUAUACAUUGGACAAAUACCUCAGUGUUAUUUUGGGCCGGCCCCGUCUUUGGCAAGAUGAGGACCUGGACGAAGAUCUCCCUGAUCGAAUCAACGAUCAAGACCUAAGCCGGCACGAAAAAAGAAUGUCUAAGCGGGAUUGUCUGAUGGAUGCCCCUGUGUUUCAUACCAUGCUGGCUCGCAUCCUUACGCAGGCCGCCAAAGAACCGUAUGUAGUCACAGGUGUCUCUACUAAAGCACAAAUUGAUAUUAUUCGACUCUUUUGUGGGAGAGUCGCCGAGUGGCAGGCCGAGUUACCGGCGUUUCUAUCAGGCAUUAUUCAGCCAGAUAGCUUAGUCCCUGGAUUGAGACGCCAACUCACAGUUUUGCAGCUAGCGCGGUACCACGCAUUGCUAUUCAUUACUCGGCCUCUACUACUCCGGAACUAUGGUCAGACCUGGCCUGAAUGCGAAGCAAGUUGCCAAUACUACCUCAGCUUGUGCUUGACGGCAGCACGAGACGCAAUUGAGUUGAUUCUCACUUUUGUCCAGGAGAAGCAACUUUUCCAGUCUUUCUGGUACUCUCAAUAUAUCGCCUUCAAUGCGUUGUCGAUAAUCUACCUUUACCUGAUCCAAGUCCAAAGAGGCCGAAUUUCGCCAGUCAAUCUCCGCUUUGUCUCAAGCCAGGAUGUCCCCUUUGACUCCCCAUUGGACGAAUCCACGCUCUACAGAUUAUCGGAGACCGCACAGGCCCACCUUGCCGAUGCCACUGUUCGUAAUGCGCCACCGUGGAGAUAUAGCAUUAUACUACAGGGUCUGCGGCGAGAAUUGACAAAGUCAUACCCGUCCGCCCCGAGUCAUACUGACAUCUAUCCUGACAAUCACAGCAGCCAACAUGGCGCUACUGCUGACCGUGAUAUUUCUCCUUCUACUGCACAUCAACGUGAUAUGAUUGCUUUUGCGCAAGCUGAGCAGAAUGGAUCAGCUAUGCAAGAAAUAUUAUCAACGCAGGAGGACGACGGAGCAGGUGGCGUAUCUGGUCUUGACAAUGAUGCUCAGCUUUUCCUACUUGAUCCGCAAACCGAAAUCUUAUUGGACAAUCUUGCGACCGAUGAGGACUUGGUUCUUGAUUUCUGGCCACAGUUUGACAGCCUGCCUAUCUCUUAUCUUGGGUAAGAGGUGGUCAUUUAUUGACGACCAGCCAUUUCAGCCCAAAUUACACGUUCGAACUCUUCG
Molecule: messenger RNA, 2295 nt
Organism: Penicillium canescens
Lineage: Eukaryota; Fungi; Ascomycota; Eurotiomycetes; Eurotiales; Aspergillaceae
Product: Zn(II)2Cys6 transcription factor
Exons: 2
Coding region: 1-2235 (744 amino acids)
Biological process (GO): DNA-templated transcription; positive regulation of transcription by RNA polymerase II
Cellular component (GO): nucleus
Molecular function (GO): DNA-binding transcription factor activity, RNA polymerase II-specific; sequence-specific DNA binding; zinc ion binding
Source: RefSeq, a predicted model, not a curated record